Messenger RNA from Didymodactylos carnosus, 443 nucleotides. The record is from the annotation of a GenBank genome assembly. NCBI's taxonomy places the organism in Eukaryota, Metazoa, Rotifera, Eurotatoria, Philodinida, Philodinidae.
CUUUUCUAGGUCAAAACAGAUCAUAUUCGACUUUGGUCCUUAGUAUUCAACAUGCUAGUUUGUUCUAGAUGGAAAAGUCAUCAAAAAAUGAAAUUGUGAUUAACACAUCCACUGGCGGGCGUUUUAAAUACGUGCCGCGUUUGAAUACGUCAUAUUACGAUGAUGAAUGUGCUAAUGAAAACUCCGACUCUAAAGCAACCGAAUAUGAUAAAAACGGAUUUGAAAUUGACUACACGUCCUCACCACGUUUUUCUGUCAAUUCUACAACAGCAAUUCAAGAAGGCUUAAAGUAUUUUAAUGAAAACGGUUAUGCGGUAUUCAGCGAUGUAUUAAGUGAUGAUGAAAUAAAAACAAAUAAAAAUUUGCUAUGGGAAUUUUUAGAACAAUUACCCAAUAGUCACAUUGAUAGAGAUAAACCCGAAACAUGGAAUAGAAAUUGGUAA